Harpia harpyja (harpy eagle) is the source of this 6980-nucleotide messenger RNA. It is a transcript of the gene TRABD2B, whose product is annotated as TraB domain containing 2B. Gene Ontology annotation, molecular function: metalloendopeptidase activity; Wnt-protein binding. Gene Ontology annotation, cellular component: organelle membrane. The coding region runs from base 96 to 1670 and encodes 524 amino acids. Gene Ontology annotation, biological process: negative regulation of Wnt signaling pathway. Lineage: Eukaryota; Metazoa; Chordata; Aves; Accipitriformes; Accipitridae. The record is from RefSeq and is a predicted model, not a curated record. The transcript is spliced from 7 exons.
AGGAGGAGGGGGAGGGAAAAAAAAAAAAAAAAAGAUCCUAGAAAUCCAAAAAGGCUCAUCUGGGAAGGAGAGAGAGGAGAGCGAGAGGAAGCGGGAUGCAACUCAACCUGACGCUGAUCUGCUUCGUCUUCGGGGGGUUCCUGCCCGACGCCGCGGCCCGGCGGGAGCAGAUGGACACGGGGCAGUGCGACCUGCCCCGCUCGCAAGGAGAGCUCAACUCCUUCCUCUGGACCAUCCGCCGCGACCCCCCCGCCUAUCUCUUCGGCACCAUCCACGUGCCCUACACGCGAGUGUGGGACUUCAUCCCCGACAACUCCAAGGCCGCCUUCCACGCCAGCUCCAGCGUCUACUUCGAGCUGGACCUCACCGACCCCUACACCAUCUCGGGGCUGGCCAGCUGCCAGAUGCUGCCCCACGGGGAGAACCUGCAGGACGUGCUGCCCCGGGAGCUGUACCGCCGCCUCAAACGCCACCUGGACUACAUCAAGCUGAUGCUACCCCACUGGAUGACCCCGGACCAGCGGGGCAAAGGGCUCUACGCCGACUACCUCUUCAACGCCAUCGCCGGCAACUGGGAGCGCAAGAGGCCCGUCUGGGUGAUGCUCAUGGUGAACUCCUUGACGGAGACGGACAUCCGCUCCAGAGGGGUGCCGGUGCUCGAUCUCUACCUCGCCCAGGAGGCCGAGAGGAUGAAGAAGACGACGGGUGCGGUGGAGAGGGUGGAGGAGCAGUGUCACCCGCUGAACGGGCUCAACUUCUCCCAGGUGCUGUUUGCUCUAAACCAAACUCUGCUCCAACAUGAAAGCCUCCGAGCAGGUAGUUUGCAGGCCCCAUAUACCACUGAAGAUCUCAUCAAGCAUUAUAACUGUGGAGACCUGAAUGCUGUCAUAUUCAACCAUGACACUUCUCAGGUUCCUAACUUCAUCAACACAACUCUCCCACCCCACGAGCAGGUGACGGCUCAGGAGAUAGACAGCUACUUCAGACAGGAGCUCAUCUACAAGAGGAAUGAGAGGAUGGGGAAGAGAGUGAUGGCGCUUUUAAGGGAGAACACAGAUAAGAGCUUCUUCUUUGCCUUUGGAGCAGGUCACUUCCUGGGUAACAACACUGUGAUUGAUGUACUGAGACAAGCAGGAUUUGAAGUGGAGCACACCCCUCCUGGACAACCAAUUGGAAAUUCAAGGAUGACAAAGACAAGCCCAGCCUUGGAAAGGUCCUCAGCAACAGCCCUGCCUGCUGUCCAGCUUUCUGAGCAGGUCCCACUGACAUCUCCUUCCCUGAAGCCCCUGCAGAUGGAUGAAGAAGACAGCCUGUCUCCUCACCUCCUGUUGCCAGAUAGCAUCAGCCAGCUGGAAGAGUUUGGCAGGCAGAAGAAAUGGCACAAGAAGCAGCACAAACACCAUCGCCAGAGGCAGUUCAAUGAUCUUUGGGUUCGGAUAGAAGACAGCACCACCACGUUGCCUUCCUAUAUCAGGAUAACCAAUGGCUACAUCACAGUCAAACCUCCCAUUUGGAUUUCAAACCGGCUGGAUCAGAGACCGCGUUCAGAUCGCCCAUCCCAGCCUCAGCCUACAAGCUCAGCUUCAGCCAGCCUUUUAUGGCCAUCAAUAACUUCUCCUCUCUGCAUGGCCAUAGCUUCUUUUCUCCUGAAUCUACUGCAGCCUUCCUGACCACAUUAGUAUUACGUUCAAUCCCUUGGAAUAGAGAAGAGAGAUAAUUUAUGAACGAAUUGGAGGUUAAGACAACAACAGUUACAAGCUGGACCUUCUCAGUGACUCAGUAGUGCCUUCUAGCUGAUUUUGUCUCUUUGCCCAGAUACAUUUUGAAAUUCUAAAGCUUUAUUGUAACACUGACUUACAUCUUCUUUUUGUAGAAGGAUCUUUAUUUCCCAUAGUGCUAUGGGGUUUUGUAAAAUAUACAUGUUCAUAUAAAGAAAAAAAAAAGAAAAAGAAAAAAUGUAUUUAUUCGACUGGUAAACUUAUUUUUCUUGUUGUAUAUGUUAAUAACAUCCCUAUUAAUCAGUAGCGAUGGUGAAACAGAUAAAUUAAUAUUUUCUAUAUUUGUUUUCUAACUGACAACUCUGCAAAUGUCUGAACUGACACCAAAUGAAUGCCACCUUUAUUUCUUUAACCAUUACUUUUUACAGCAACUGUCCAAUAAGUAUAUUUCUGCUGAACUUCUUUAUUUUACUUUUUUUUAUCUCAUUCGCAUAGCUUACACUGAAUAAAGCAGAUCCUGCUCUGUGGCCUAUGCCCAUUAGAAAAUUAGGUGCAUUCUUAACUCAUUAGCUGCUACAACCUAAAAUACCAGUUAUUUUUAUAUGACUUAGUAAGUCAUUAGUCAGGAUAACCCUCUAAGUUCCCCUGUUGUCUUUAACUAAACUAUUUAACUUCUUUGGAAAUUACCGAUUUCCCUCUUCACCCUGGGAUUAAUUCAUUAGCUAACGCAAAUUAAGACACCUUUUUCUUAAUAAAAAAUUGCUUUUAAAGUCUGGAAUAACCCCACUGGAAUUAUUUUCUUCUCUCCCUCAUUUUAUAUAAAUACAAGCCUACAACCUUUCCCAGCAUAAAUGAGAACAGAACUUGGUCUGUCUAUAGGAUAUAAAGUUGUAGUAUCCUGUUAAUCUAUGGAACUUCUUCGUACCAUUUGUAUUAAUGCAGAUGGACAACCUGGAGGGCAAAAGAACAUCUACAAAUUCCUCUUCAUCUUGCUAUUAUGAUGCUUAGAGCCAAUAGCUCCGUGCUGAAUUAUGACUUGUCCAAAAUCUGUUCAAGACCACAGGAACCAAAUUAACCCCUGUGUCAUGGAGACAUACAGAACAUUCCUCCAUUUGUAGACGAUGGUACCUCUGUUGACUUAGAUGGAAAAAUUAUGACACCUUACACUCACUGAAAAAUUUGCUCCAAGCAAAUCCAAGCAGCUACUUUUCAUGAAUGCAAUGAACAUCUAUGAGAAAAAAAAACAUGUUUAAUAAGGCAUGUUCAUUUUUUUCCCCCAACAAAAUAUGAUGAAAAAUCCCUUUGGAUACAAGAGUUUCAACCAGAAAAUUAAUUUUGGUUGAAAUAGUGUCAUCUACAAACCAAAAAUCCAAAUUAUCCAAAAUAUGUGAUGAAAACAUCUUAGUUAAAAAAGAAGAUUCGAAAAACAGAAAAAUAUAAUGCAAAGUUUUCUUUACAAAAAAGCAGUGCUUUUCACUGGAAAAAAAAUAUCAGAUGAUAACGAUGAUUAUAAUAAUAAUGACUGAAAACAGUCAUGGCAGUUUCCCACCAGCCCUACAGCCUGGUCUCCAGGACUGCAGAUGAUUCCAUGCAAUCUUCAAGUGUCUGCAGUGAAAGAGAGUUCAGGAUUCACGGUUUGUUUGUUGUCAUACCAGUUAAUUCAGGAAAGUAGGUUAGAAAAUAAUUAGACUACAAAAGCCACAUGGUUUUAUUUGAAACCAUGAUGAAAUACUGAGCUUUUCCAUCAUGCAUCCCAACCUGUUGCCUUGCAAAGGCCAGGGAGAAUACAGAGAACUUCUUUUUGAUUUACUGCACACCAUGACCUCCAGCCUUUGCUCUACUUUUGACAGAAGGUUGUGUAGGUUUGUGGUCAGUUUAAGCGGAUACAGCAAACAGUGCUAUAAGCUACCCCUAUUUUUUUCAAGCACAACAGUUGAUAAGGCUGAAUGGAAAACUUUGAGCUUUGCCCCAAAUGUGAGCUUCAAGCACGCCCUGUGCAUACUUUUAUAUUGUGUAUUUUGGCUAGCAGAAGAUUAGAGAUGUUAGUUUUGGACAGAAGCCAUUCACCUUGCAUAAUAUUUAUUGCAUGGAGCUGGAUAUUGGAAACAUAUUUUGAGAACUUUCAUUUUGGUUUUAUUUGAGCUAUUACCCUAGAAAUGCCUUCAUUUGAAUAUAGUGGCUUAACAGACCUUCAAAUUCAACAUUAAUGCAUUUAAAAAGAUGAUUGGUUCUCUUGCUGUAUUCAAGACAGAGAUUGGAACUGAAUUAUAAUGUCUUAUUUACAAAAAUGGAACUGGGAAUAAGGUAGCCAAAUCUUAAGGGUGAUGAUAAGUUACAUAGUAAAAGUGAACAGCCAACGAACCAAAACCCAUUGAAUUUUAUUUGUUGUAAUCUGAUCGCAUCCAGAAAUGAUUCUGUGGUACCAUCCCAGAAAUAAUUCCAGGUGUUGGAAAACUUACAGUAUAAAUAGACAAGACCACAGAAAGAUAAGGGAGAGAGAGAAGAGCAGAAAACAAAAACAACUCAUCCAAGACUGUAAGGAAAACCACAAACAGGACCAAGACUAGAAAUUACAGUUCUAUAGUUUCCCAACCUGUGGCAUUCUCCAUAAGCCUCUGGAGCUUUUUUUAAUAUUAGGAGCACACAGAUAUCUCCACACUCACAGUUGUCAUCAUACUGCACAGAAUAGUCUCUCCGUUUGUCACUGAUGAGGGUUUUUUUUCUGAGUCACUCCUACACUGGACACUAAUAUUCAGUAUUCUCAAGCUCAGAUAUCACGGUAUGUUUGGAUAUCGCAGUAUGUAAAUAGCUUGGAUAUCAAAGUAUGUUUUAACGUAUUUGCAUUUCCUGGCAUUUUGUCCAUCAUUCUGUGAAAUGAAUGAAUGCUAGUGGAGCUCACCGAAUUUCCCUUGUGCUGGUGCCCCAUGUUUGUCAUACUGCAGUGCAGGUGUCAAAGCAAGGUGCUCCUGGCUUUGGGAUCCACACACUUGACUUCUGCCACCUAAAAGCAUCUAGCUCACUCGGUCAUCUGAGAUUUCUCUGGUUAAGGGAGAAGACAUGACUUUUACAAUAAAUAUAAGAUUAAGUAGCUUCCUGUAGAUCCUAGCUCAGGAACCCCACAUGAAUGGCUUUAGCACAAUUCCCUAACCAAACAUUUAUUUUAUUCUAUUGCCUUAUCCUAAAGUAUGACUUAGGGUAACUUUUUUCAGUACAUGGCAUGUAAGCAUAGCAAUACUGGAAAAUGAGACCCUCACUGUGAUUGAUAAAAUGGAUUAUUUACUAAUCAGCUACAGCAGCCCUCUAUUAAUUAAAAUACACUAACACUGGUUAGCACAGAUCUAUGCACAUCCAUUGCAAUGGAUCAUGAUUAUAGUCACCAUGAGUUUAAAAAGCGUGCAUUAGAUUUGAUACAUGCUCUUGAAGUACCACUGACUACCAGUUUCAUGGGACUUCAGUUUUCUCUGUGGGUUUCUCAGAAAACUAGGAACUGACUGUUUUCUUUCUUCCAAAGGAAAGCUCAGAUUCCCAUGUAAUCACAAGAUUCCAAGAGCAGGAGAUUUAACAAAAAUAUCUAUGCCUGCUAUAUAUAAUAGCGAACACUGGUGAUACUAUUUACCUCUGAGAAACACAAUCGAGAGUCAUGCAAUGUCUAGCAAUCAAGGAGAUGAUUUUGGAUGAGUCCAAAGCUGAAUGUUCGUGUGAUUCAUCUUUUCAACUCAGCUACAACUGACACAAUACAAUUCACAUUAUAUGUAACUGUAACAUUAUAAAUGAAUGCUAAUUAUCUGCCAAGGUCUUGCCCUGGUGGAAUAAAUAUCCCAUACCACCAGCAACAGAUCUAACUUCCACUCUUUCAUUGUUUUAAAGCUUUUCUUGCUUAUGUUUAACUAUGGAUGCUAUAUUAACAUGCACUGCCACUUGGAGAACCAGUUAGUAAGCUGGGACAGAAGGUAUUUUAUAUUUUAUGACUGAUGUAGUUUCUCUGCAAUCCCUCGGGCUGUUGAAUAAUGCAAUAGCUCUUCUGGCAAUAAAUGAUGAACAUGAUUUAUGAUAACUAUGCUUUAUACAGGUGUCAAAAAAAAUCUGCUUUCUUGAACUUCCCUUCCCAUUCCUCCAAGCUCCACUGUAAUUUAGGAACACCCAAGGUACAGAGUUGUGUAUUUAUCUAAAAGUUCUUCAAUAUACAAUUGUGGGGAGAGAGAGAUGGAAAGAGGGAGAACUUAAUCUAUGUUUAGUGCAUUGAUUAGUCAAAUGAUAUGACCCAGUCAUUACCAUAUACCACUGUUAGGGAGGAAUUUCCCAGCAUAUAUUUAUGUUAGAGAAACCAAAGUGCCAAAGUUAUUAUCUCAGCAUAAAUGUUAUCAUUCCAAACUUUGCUUAGUAACAUAUUUCUAUAUUAUAUCCAAAAAGUGUAGGGGCUUGUCAUAUCUCUGAAGUGAUCAAUGGGCCAUGGAGUGUGCUAGAGUUCGGCUUCAAUUUAAGCUUGUUUCAGCUUAACUGAAGCAGAAGGAUAUUUGCCUAAUUUUGAGAUCAUAGAGUGCGUGCAUGCGUGUGUGUGUAUGUAUGCACAUAUAUGUGCAUGUAUGCAAUAGGGGAUGUGAGUGUGUGUGUGUGUGUUUUUUGUCCCAACCCAAAUGCAACCUUUCCUGUGACUAGCUUUUCAGGAGGCACCUUAAUCUAGGUAAAGGCAGAGAGGUCUUUCCAAUAAGCAGUCAAUACUUUUCUUCUGCAGGAAUGAUUAACCGUCUUGCAGAUUCAUGCUCACACUGAAUUUUAAAUUGCAUAUUUGUCAGUUUUCAAUUCAAAUGUAUUUCAAAUAUUUUUUCCUGUUCCGCCUCCUGCUUAUUUGAACUGUUUUGAAGAGUGUAAUAAAAAGAUGCUUUCUAAUAUUAUUUUGUCAAAAUAUUUUUGUAGCAUAAUAUAUUAAUAAAAUGUUAUUAUAAAUCCAUAGCACAAGAAUCUUGUAUGUCUAGGUUCUUUCCUUUGCACUAAAAGCUAGGAAAUCACUGAAAAAAGGGAACAUUCAGUUUGUAGAGCUUAUGCACACUGCUUUUCUUUUGCCCAAGACCAAUAUGGGGUGGAGGAAAUCAUACUCUGGGGAAGGUUCCUCAUAAAGUGAUGUGGUUUUGUCAAGUCCAUUCCUGCAGAGAUGUGAAGAAUCUCUCUAUGUACCUUUUUAUUGGUGAGAAGUUGCUGCCCCUGGUGUGUAAUGAGUGUGGAGCAGCCUCAGCCUCCGAUCCUUGUCACUCAAGAGAAGCCACG